Messenger RNA from Capronia coronata CBS 617.96, 696 nucleotides. RefSeq lists its product as uncharacterized. The record is from RefSeq and is a predicted model, not a curated record. The transcript has 2 exons. NCBI's taxonomy places the organism in Eukaryota, Fungi, Ascomycota, Eurotiomycetes, Chaetothyriales, Herpotrichiellaceae. Bases 1 to 696 code for a protein of 231 amino acids.
AUGGCAAGCCUCGAUGCAGGACGUGUGAGCUCAGUGGGAGCAGCUGCAACUACAAGACGAGGAGAGGCAGAGAAGUCAGGAGCUAGCUAUGUCACUGCAAACGAGAUCCUCCUCGGCCUAGGCUUGGUCGGCCCCGACCUGGACGAAUUUGGCUUCCCACGAGAACUCUUCCCAACCACCAACGCUUCUUAUCCACCGGUGUGGAUUCGGGCCGUGUCUCAUGCCCCCACAUCCAAAUUUCUGUACGCUCAAGGCUCUUGUCACAUGCCUGUCUUGAUGCCUGACCAAAGCUUGAGCUCCAGCAACGCGACUUAUGCAAGAUCGAUGACUCCAGAUGAGAUGACCAUGCAAGAGCAGUCUAUGCAUGCCUCAUCUCCUACCUUGCCCCACGAGGAGGCUUCUCAUUUGUCGUGGAAAUACCAUCAUCGACAGGGAGACGACCGAGGUAAUGGCCAUCAGCCGUACAUGGACGUCGAUGUCUGUUCGGACACCGGACCCUGCCUCGUAUCCUGCUCAUCCCACUCAUCGAGUGACUUUCGUGUGCCGUGGGAAGACGACAUGCAGGCAUUCAGCAACCCGACCAUUUCGCCCUCAGAAAACCAUCCAAUCUCACAACCUCUGUUGUGCGAUGGUUAUCUACUACACUGGCCGGAGACUCUGGCAGCCGCUCAGCAGUCCGUCACCACUGUACAAUAA